Messenger RNA from Phyllostomus hastatus (greater spear-nosed bat), 876 nucleotides. It is a transcript of the gene ARGFX, whose product is annotated as arginine-fifty homeobox. Gene Ontology annotation, biological process: regulation of transcription by RNA polymerase II. Lineage: Eukaryota; Metazoa; Chordata; Mammalia; Chiroptera; Phyllostomidae. The record is from RefSeq and is a predicted model, not a curated record. Gene Ontology annotation, molecular function: RNA polymerase II cis-regulatory region sequence-specific DNA binding; DNA-binding transcription factor activity, RNA polymerase II-specific. Gene Ontology annotation, cellular component: nucleus.
AUGGGUACUCCGAGGGGAUUCAUGACAGACCUACCAAAGCAGUUCUCUGGUGCCCAGAUGAACAGAAGAGCCCCUGGGACUCCCCAGACCUACUCUUACUUCUACAUGAGUGAUGACGGCACUGAAGAGAUACCACAAGACAGAGUGGAUCACACAACGCGGAAGAAGCACCAAAAACGCACCUCAUUUAUGCAUACGCAGCAAGAACAGUUGGAGGCUGUAUUUAGCUACACCAUGUUUCCAGAUAAAAAUCUCCAGAAGGACCUCGCUUUGAAACUCGAGCUACCAGAGUCAACAAUAAAGACUUGGUUCAGGAACCGCCGAGUCAAAGUGAGGAAGCAGCAGCAACAGCCGUCACCAAAGCAACUAAAUCAGAUUCUUCCAGCCAAGAUUGUGCCCACCUCACCCACAACAUCAACCAAUCCUUACUCCUUUUUUCCUGCAGUUUCAGAUUUCUGUAGCUCCCUUCCACCUCAGCCCGUGGGCCCUUCCAGUUUGGCACAGGAUUCUUUCAUCACUGGGAGUCCCACAAGUGAUGACCAAAUGCCAGAUCCUCGGUUGGAGGAGCUGGUGGCCUCAGUUCCUGCUUUGUACUCUGAUGCCUAUGACAUAGAGCAGAUCAUGGAACUGUACAGUUUUCCUGAUGAGGAUGAGACACCCAGCACUUCUUUCCACUGUCUGUAUCAGUAUCUCUCCCGCAGACUCCAGCUAGAAGAAAAGGGUUCUUCUCUUAGAUUCUUUGCUGAUGCAGCUUUAGGCCUAUCGCCUCAGCAAACAUCAACCAGUGUGACAAGCUGAGUCCUUUUAGCCCACAGCCUAAGAGAUAGCCUAGAAUUCCAGAAUCCCUUCAGUAUGGAGAACUUUGAAUUUCUCUGA